AUGGCGGCGCGGCGGCUGGGACGCAGCUCCUGGCAGCAAGCGGUAUCGCUGAGCAGGCGGUGCUGCUUACUGGGCGGGAGGCGAGAGCGCUACCGGUGCUCUUCUAGUAGUACAGCUCUUGGGAAGACUGUGGACAAUUCAGAAGUUACUCGAGAAGAAAUUGUGCUUCCUCGAAGGAAAACCUGGGGUAAGCUAGCGGUUCUUCAAACAUUGGCUUCUACCGUGAACAGGGAUCCUACUGCUGCUCAUUAUAUGUUCCAGGAUGACCCUUUCCUUAUGCCAAGAAAUGCAGCCAAUUCUCGUCUAUUUUCAUUGUCGAAGGAGUCUGGGAGAAAUGCUGCAAAAUACAUUAUUAAGCAGUUUCCUCAAUAUUUUGACAAGACUUUUGCAGAGCCCAACGUACCAUGCUUGAUGCCUGAGACUCUUACACCUCAGAUUGAAGGGGUGAGUGAGGAAGCUCUAAAAGAGCGUAUUCACCUCAGAAGGGUGAAAGAUUCUGUGAAUCUGUUCGAUCAGCUCGUACAAGCAGGUACCUCUGUAUCUCUGGAGACCACAAACAGCCUUUUAGAUUUGUUAUGCUUCUAUGGAGAUGGAGAAUCUACUGCGGAAAAAGAGGAAGAAGAAAAAGAGGAUUUGGAAGAACCAGGGGUGAAUACUUCAGAGCAGAAGGCUCCAAGGAGACAAUUCCAAAGAGGUUCACAGUCAUCCGGCUCUAGAUGGAGGGAGAACAACAAUGCUGAAAGGAUAUUUAAGAUAAUGCCAGAGAGGAAUGCACACUCGUAUUGCACAAUGAUCCGUGGGAUGGUGAAGCAUGGGGCUUCUGCCAAAGCUUAUGACAUGUACAUAGACUUGCUGAAUGAAAGACACAAGGCUGAUGUGCACACCUUCAACGCACUGAUUACAGCAGUCCCAUAUCUAAAGGACACUUUCUUAGAAAGAUGGGAAUUAGCCAAGGUCUUCCUGAAUCACAUGGCUCAACAGGAAGUGCAACCAAAUGUGCUAACUUUUAAUGCUUUACUGAAGACUCUGAGAAGAUGUGGUGGUGUAGGCAGAAGUAUGUCUUUAUCGGUAAUAAAGGAAAUGGAAGCACUUGAUAUAGAGCCUAGCCUUGCAACGUAUGAUCAUCUUCUCUGUAUAUUUUAUAGAGGCGUUGAUCUUUGCCCAUCAGGCAUCAUCUCUGAGGUGCUAGAUGACGUUGAAAAGAGGAGUUUCACGCCCGAGGACCCUGAUGACGCCAACUUUUUUGCCACUGCUAUGCAAGCGUGCUGUGAUCUUAAGGAUAUCAAGCUUGCCUAUCAGUUAAAUAAGGCAAUGGAGAAGGGAGACAACUGGAAAUUCUUGGACAUGGAUCGGCUAAAUGCCUACUGGUCAAAAUUCUUUUCAUUAUUGUGUAUGAUGGAACAAAUUGAUGUUGUGUUGAAAUGGUACAAAGAAAUGUUCCCUUCGCUCUUCUAUCCAACUCCUAAAAAUAUAUUGGACCUCCUUCAAGCACUGGAUGCAGCCAACCACUUGGAAGUGAUCCCUUCAGUCUGGGAAGAUAUGAAACAGCUGGGGUUCAAUAGGAGACAAGACCUGUUGGAAGAGCUCUUGCAUUUGAUGAGCAGGGAGCAGCACCCUGAUGAGAUUCAACUGGCGUUUGCCAAGUGUGCUGAAGACAUCAAAGCUGUCCAUGAGCAAACUGGGAGGGAGCAGGCCCCGUUAGAAUGGACAGGCAGUGCACUGGGCCAUGUCGCUCUGUUGUUUUCCAGGGCUGGGAGAACCCAGGACGCUUGGAACAUGAUGGAGCGUUUCCAGCAAAUCAAUAGGAUUCCCACUGACCAGGUGAUGGAUGCGUUCUUGAACUGUGCUAAACAAACCAAUUGCCCAGAUGAGGCAAUUAAGCUGGUAAAGCUGGCAGCAUCCCUCGGUCUUCCUUCAUCUCAAAGAAUUAAAAGCAGAACAGAGAAGGAAUUUGAACUCUCUGAAGAGCAGAAGAAGACAUUGGAGAGUAUCAAGUCAGACAGCGACAGCAGCGAUAGUGACAGCGAUAGCGACCGUGACUAGCUGUCCCUCUUGCCUUCCUCUCGGGAAAACUGGGAGCAACCCCUGCCGUGAUGCCAAGAGGCUUCUGUGAGAAGUGAAAUUACUGAAGGGACAGCUUCUGGGAGGUGCUGCGGCACUGCUAAGCACUCCGGAGCAUUCUGAUACGGGACCCGCUUGGCAAGAGUACGUUGUCCUCGUUGGAACAAGCUGGGAACUGUCCUGUUUAAUCUUCUUGGUAACUUCAAACACAGCGUGGGCUACACCAACAGAGUCUCUCUUCCACACCGCUACCUGCACAAGCUGGCUCCUGCUGGGCAGCUGCGGCCUGCUUAAGCAUCUUGGCUGAGGUACCGGAGGGCUACAGUCAGAGGGUGCAGCUUCCUGGAGGCUGCUCAGCAGGUACAAGACUUUGACAGCUUGAGCAUUUCUCUUGGACCUCCUGUGACUUAAACCUGUGCCAGAUUUAAUUCCUUUCCAGCUAACUUUAAUGAACUACUUAAAUACCAAGUUUACUCUGUAUGUAAACACUGCAAGUAAUGCAAUACUCAUCACCUGUGGUAUUAUUCCUCAUCCUUUCUGGUGUUUUGGGACAGGCUUUGGACUGUAGAUGUUAAAAAGCUACGAUUUGUACAGCUGGAGACUGCAUCUAAUAAACGGCUGACAUGAAAGCUGGCUGUAUUCUGAUAAUCCCUGAGCAAAAACUGUUGAUUAUAAAGCGUUGCUGCUGCUCUGUGAGAGAGUAAGUAAAGUUCAUGCAGAAUACAGCAAUAAAGCGAGCGAGG
This is a messenger RNA of Gymnogyps californianus (California condor), 2804 nucleotides long. It is a transcript of the gene PTCD3, whose product is annotated as pentatricopeptide repeat domain 3. The coding region runs from base 1 to 2043 and encodes 680 amino acids. Gene Ontology annotation, biological process: mitochondrial translation. The transcript is spliced from 24 exons. The record is from RefSeq and is a predicted model, not a curated record. Lineage: Eukaryota; Metazoa; Chordata; Aves; Accipitriformes; Cathartidae. Gene Ontology annotation, molecular function: protein binding; ribosomal small subunit binding; rRNA binding. Gene Ontology annotation, cellular component: mitochondrion.